Macrosiphum euphorbiae (potato aphid) is the source of this 783-nucleotide messenger RNA. NCBI's taxonomy places the organism in Eukaryota, Metazoa, Arthropoda, Insecta, Hemiptera, Aphididae. The record is from the annotation of a GenBank genome assembly.
AUGCGUAACGCAGUCAUCAUUUUACUGGCCGCGUUUUCCGCUGUAGCCAGGGCGGCCAUCCUCAGGUCCGGCGGCGUCGAAUUGCCAACUUACACAGAUCCAUGUAAAAGAAAUGAUAAGGACUUCAGUGGUUGUCUGAAGAAAACCCUUCAAUACUUGAUCCCGAAAUUUAGUAAAGAGGGAAUUCCACAGUUGAAUAUCACAUCUUUGGACCCAUUCUAUUUGAAUGAAUAUCUUAUGCAUUUCGAGUCUACACAAAUCGAAGGAAAAUCUCUAUUCAAAGAUGUUUACAACCAUGGUUUGGGAUCUAUAAAAAUCGUCGAUGUCAGAUCUGUCGUUGAAGAUCCAGAACAGUUGGAAUUAGAAGUCGACUUUUACAUGCCAAAAGUGAUAUCAAACGGAAAAUUCAAGGGUGAGGGAAGAAUUGGCCAGAUGCCAAUCAUGGGCAAAGGCGUAUUCAACGUGACGUCUUAUGAUGUUACCGGUUCUUGGAUGUUGAAAGGCAAUGCCGUUGAGUUGGACGGACAACGUUACAUGCGUAUCAAGGACGUUGGCAUGAAAUUAGACAUUGGAGACAUGAAAAUAUACGCGACCAACAUGAUCAAUGGGAGCCCCGAAUUGAGCCAAAUGGCGUUAACCUUCGCUAACCAAUUUUGGCGAGUGAUAUUCCAAAUCAUGAUGCCGUACGCCGAAGAGGGUUUCGAGAAGAUCACAAGACCCAUUCUCAACCAAGUGUUCCUGGAGGUUCCUUAUGACCAGCUGUUCCCGCCCAGCCGCAAAUAA